This is a messenger RNA of Bacidia gigantensis, 2649 nucleotides long. RefSeq lists its product as uncharacterized. The transcript is spliced from 2 exons. The coding region runs from base 1 to 2649 and encodes 882 amino acids. Lineage: Eukaryota; Fungi; Ascomycota; Lecanoromycetes; Lecanorales; Ramalinaceae. The record is from RefSeq and is a predicted model, not a curated record.
AUGGCCGACGGCCAUAACUAUCACCCCUCCCCACCGCCCGACCCUCAAUCCUCACACCUCACCGACCAUACCUUCAGCUCCUCCUCGACCUUCGUCACCUCCCCUCUCUCACAUGUUCUUCAACGACCCGGCUACCAGCGUGUGAGCUCGGCGCAAGAGAUGGACACAUCCUACAGAGGAGCAGCGGCCCAAGACGAAGAGGGUCCGGACAGAGACUCCGUUCAUGGCUUGCGCAUACAAUUCCCCGAUCACGACGAAGACAAGCUAGCAUUUGGCGCCUCCGUUCACAAGGACGACUCAAAUGCCUCAGAUCUUCUUUCCCCAUCAUCUGCGCGCGGAGUCAGGUUUGGCUCCAAAGCUUGGGGAGAUUCGCCCCCAAUCGACGAUCAACACAACGGACGUUACUCCCCCGUCUCUCAAUUCAAUAGCCCGUACGCUGCAGAUUCGGAGAACGAUCCUUUGCGAAGAGAAAGGGCAUCUACCAUGGGCACCCUACAAUCACCAGGAGCCUUGCUCUCCCCGACCCAGCCUCUGUGCAGGUCGAAGAAAUCACUAUACCAAGGACGUAUGAGCUGGAUAUCCGUAUCAAUCCUGUUGCUCUCAAUCUACUCCACCAUCUUCUCCGCCAUUUGGCUGGGGCUCGCAGCUUCUAAGCUGUCCUAUCACAAGACUGUCAUGAACAAAGGCCCUCUACCUCCUACUACAGCUUCUCUCCUCGCCAACUUCUUUGCUAAGACCAUUGAGUUAUCAUUCGUCACGGUCUUCGUCACUGCUUUAGGCCAAAUCCUUGGCAAAAUUGCAUCCACAAAAGGCUCAAGAGGCAUUACACUGGCUGACAUGCAUAUGAGGGUAUGGAUCCAGCAGCCAGGAACCAUUUUCACCCACUGGGAGACUGUACGAUAUGGAGGCCUUACAUUCCUUGGUGCCAUCACAUUGUCGUCGACCAUCUUGUCAAUGCUUUACACAACUGCCUCGGACGCUCUGGUGACACCACACCUGCGGUAUGGACGUCUAGAGAGACGGCCUCUCUUAAGCAACGUGACUACAGUAUUUGCCAAUCAAUCAAACCAAGUCGAGCGCUGCAAAAUGCCCAUCGGUGCUUCGGAAGAUGAUCCCUGGAUCCUUGGGCAGACGUGCACGGAAAUUGAACAUUCGGGUCAGGCCUACCACAAUUAUGUACAGUAUCUCGAGAGCUGGGAUGCCUGGGUUAAAGCCGGUGGGAGAUCAACCAAAAUGAAAGAGCGACCUAUGCCAGUUGGCUUGCUGUAUGACAACACAACAGUCACUGGCAGUUGGGUCGAGGAAUCGGAUGUGCCAGCUCAAUCCGCCCAGUAUCAACGCAUUAUCAACAACGUGACGUUAGCUAUGCCGCUGACAGCUGUGUUCGGGGCUGCGCGUUUAGAACGGAAUAGUAUCAUGCAGCCCAUAGACUUCAACGGCCUCGGUGAAUAUCACAUCCAAGCCUCAGUCCCUUCCCCAACGAUCAAUGUCUUAUGUGCCGAAAUGACCGAAGACGAACUCGCCCCAAUUGUCUUCAACGAGUAUCCUCAGUAUAAAGGCACCGUUUUCAAUUUUACCGAGUAUGCGGGAGGUGAGAACAGUUCCAUCCCCAAACUCAACGGCGAAUCAAAAUGGUCCGACUUCAACACUACCAAAGUCGACGAUAUAUUUCAGUGGGGCGAGGACCACAAUCGCAAGCGGCCAGUCUUUCCAAAGAUUCCAGACCCCUACCAAACAGUUUUCAAUGGCAGCAAUCAACAGAUAGACUCGACCAUUGACUCAGUAUACGUCCUUGCAACAGCCAACACGACCGCUCAGCCUCCUGGGCUCCCUAUUCGCCAACCAUAUAUGCUCUGCUCAAUACGCUCCUCCAUGUCCAUAAACUGCUCUACCGAAUAUCAUGCCUCCAAAGGUGGCGGUAACAUGACCACCCGUUGCGAAGAUCCGCACGACCCGAGCGCUUACCACAAAAACGGCAACGUCUCCCUUGCAGGCUCCUUCAAUAAUCAAAAUUGGACAGACGUCGCGAAUCGCUGGGCCAUAACUACCUCUCUCGGCGCAGGUGCUACCGGUGAUAAAGCUGCCAACGCUCGCCUCCUAACCCAAUUCCAGCCCACAGGGCGCUCUCUGAAUGAAACACGCGCCUCGAUCGCCGAAGCUCUCGCCGUCCUAGCCGGCUGCACCCUCAUUCUCUCCGGCAUCGACUCCCCUGUUGUCCCACAUUGGAAUAUCGGUAAUCUCACUGAUCCAGCAUCCCUCGGCUUACAACCGUUCAACGCCACAGUCCGCUCCCAGGAGUACUUCUCCGGCGGGACGCAGACCUGGCAGGGCAUGUUCUACAUCGUGCUCGUGGGCACCUUCCUCCUCAACGUCUUCUGCCUUCUCUACUUCCUCGUCGUACACGGCAUCAUCGCCGACGGCCUCAUGACUGAUUUCAUGGAACCGCAGAACCUAUUCGCGUUGGCUGUUAACAGCCCUCCCUCUCGUGCGCUCGAAGGCACUUGUGGUGGAGGACCCGAAAGAGGGGAGUUGGUCACGAACUGGCAUGUUGAUAAGGAUGAGAGGAGGGGGCAUUAUUACAUACACAGCCAUGACGAGCCUGAUGAGGGAAUGUGGAGAAGAGGACCAAGAGCUAGGGGGCAAGGUUGA